Messenger RNA from Auxenochlorella protothecoides, 555 nucleotides. RefSeq lists its product as hypothetical. The coding region runs from base 1 to 555 and encodes 184 amino acids. NCBI's taxonomy places the organism in Eukaryota, Viridiplantae, Chlorophyta, Trebouxiophyceae, Chlorellales, Chlorellaceae. The record is from RefSeq and is a predicted model, not a curated record. The transcript has a single exon.
AUGUAUUCGGUCGAUGCCAGUGAUGUCCUCACGCUACUGUUCCAGGAGCCUUAUAAUCAACAGUCAUUCCAAGGUCAAGCCGCCCAACACACAUGUAUACAAACCCCAGACAUCCACUUCCCUCCCCAUUCCCGCGCUACCCAUCCCCGCCCUCUUGCAACCUUUGUCCUCCGUCCCGACCCUCCUCAUCUCCCAAGCCCCCACCUUGAUCCAGUCAUAGGUGAUGCGCAGGCCGUCCCUGAGGGUGAUGCUGGGUGCCCAGCCCAGCUGCUCGCGGAUGAGCUGGUUGUCCGAGUUGCGGCCGCGCACGCCCUCCGGCCCAGGGAUGUGGCGGAUGGGGGUGCUCUUGCCAUUGAACCCCAGCACCAUCUCCAUCAUGCCAUUCAUGCUGACCAUCUCGUCGCUCCCCAGAUUCAGCGGGCCCGUGAAGUCCGACUUGGUGAUGCGCAGGAUGCCCUCCACGCAGUCGUCGAUGAAAGUGAAGGACCGGGUCUGCAGGCCGUCGCCCCACAUCUCCAGCUCGUCCUUGGACGUCAGCACCUGGGUGGGAAGUGA